AUCUGAGCUGAAAUCAAGAGUCAGAUGCUCCACUGAUUUAACCACCCAGGUGCCCCUCAUUAUUACUUUAAUUCAAACUUUAUUUCAGCCCUCUGUCCUGAAGUUUCGGAGCUCAAUAAUAAUGUUUUGAAUUCCUGCAAAUAAAUGUAUGCACAAGGGCGUGAUAAAACACAUCAAAAAAUACUCGUCAAAUUCAGGUUGGUCAUUCCCAAGCCCAGCCUUAAAUUCUUAGUCUUUGGGGGCUCAGGUCCUUUCAGCAUGCCCUCUCAGAAAGAGGCAAGUUAUCUGGAAGCAGUUUGGAAGCUAUGUCAUCAGGACGCGGUCUUAAGAUGGCACCAACGUAAGAAAAUGAGGUGCUCCGAAGAGGGCUUUUUCCCAGUGGGGCCUGAAGUCUCCAAAAACUCGACGCUAAACUCACUCCCAGGCCUAGGCUGGCUGAGGGAAAUGAAACGAUACCCCAAUAUCCCUCUCUUUCACACUCUUAAAGAACGCCUAGAACUCUUCACAGGGAAGAGGGCUCAACCCCAGCCACCUGGAAAAGUCCCCCUCCCUCUCCCCACAGGCGGGGAGGAUAGUUAGCCUGCCUAGGUGCCUGCCCCUGGGCCCACGGGGGGCGGAGCUUGCGUGCUGACGAAAGGGAAUCGUGCGUGGGGGCGUUCGUGCGUGCGUUGGCCGUCCAGAGAGUAGCCGUUACAGGGCUCCGCACUUCAGCUGUCCUUGAUGCUUUUCUUCUGAUGUUACUUUGUUUUUUUUUUUUUUUUAAUCUUCCUUAAAGGCGGUGUGUUGUGCUUUCUGGCUAAGUUGUGCCAGGCAAAGCAUUUGUGAGUGUCUAGUACUGGGGUGAAAAUGGUGGCUCGAGGGCAAGGAGAAAUAAAAGCUUAUGGGUUCCCCACCCCCUACUACUGAUAGGUAGACUGGUCCUUGCUUUACCUCUCCACACCCCUUGACCCCCCACCCUUGGUUCCAACUUUCUGCAAACCCAAAAGGUAGGUCCUUAGAUCUUCAGUGUAGUUAUGACAGUGAUCAAUUUAAGGAGUUUGAUUCCACUGAAAUUUCAUUAUCCCUAUCAGGUUCUCAACAUGUCAACUGUCAAGGAGAAGCUUAUUGAGAAUCUAAUUGGGGAAGAGAAGAUCUCCCAGAAUAAGAUCACCAUUGUCGGGACUGGUGCUGUAGGCAUGGCCUGUGCUAUUUGUAUCUUAUUGAAGGAUUUGGCCGAUGAACUUGCCCUUGUUGAUGUUGCAGUGGACAAAUUGAAGGGAGAAACAAUGGAUCUUCAGCAUGGCAGUCUUUUCUUUAAUACUUCAAAGAUUACCUCUGGAAAAGAUUACAGUGUAUCUGCAAACUCCAAAUUAGUUAUUGUCACAGCAGGUGCGCGGCAGCAGGAGGGAGAAAGUCGCCUUGCCCUGGUCCAACGUAAUGUGAACAUUAUGAAAUCGAUCAUUCCUACCAUAGUCCAUCAUAGUCCUGACUGUAAGAUGCUUAUUGUUUCAAAUCCAGUGGACAUUUUGACAUAUGUGGUCUGGAAGCUAAGUGGCUUACCUGCAACUCGUGUAAUUGGAAGUGGUUGUAAUCUAGACUCUGCCCGUUUCCGUUACCUAAUUGGGGAGAAGUUGGGUGUUCAUCCCACAAGCUGCCAUGGUUGGAUUAUUGGAGAACAUGGUGAUUCUAGUGUGCCCUUAUGGAGUGGGGUGAAUGUUGCUGGUGUUGCCCUGAAGACUCUAGACCCUAAAUUAGGAACUGAUUCAGACAAGGACCAAUGGAAAAAUAUCCAUAAACAAGUUAUUGAAAGUGGCUAUCAGAUUAUCAAGCUGAAAGGGUAUACCUCUUGGGCUAUUGGACUAUCUGUGACAGAUCUGGUAGGAUCAAUUUUGAAAAAUCUGAGGAGAGUGCAUCCAGUUUCUACUAUGGUUAAGGGCUUAUAUGGAUUAAAAGAAGAAAUCUUUCUCAGUAUCCCUUGUGUCUUGGGACAAAAUGGUGUCUCAGAUAUUGUGAAAGUUAACUUGAAUUCUGAGGAGGAGGCCCUUUUUAAGAAGAGUGCAGACAUACUUUGGAAUAUCCAAAAAGAGCUGGUAUUUUAAAGCCUCUUAAUGUUCCACUGUUUUAUAGAAGAAGAUAUCAGACUGUAUAUUUUCUAUUUUGAAAGUAUUGUCAUUUGAUUUGUAAAAAAUUUAAAAAAAACAUUGGAAACACAUGACAUAACUUCAGUCCCUCAAGGCUAGAAAAAGGAAAUGGUAAAAAUAUUUCCCCUCUUUAUGAAUCUCUUACAACUCUGUUCUAAUGAUACCCAACCUAUACAUAUGCAAGUAAUACUUCUGAAGUAUGUAAUAUAUGAGUUGACUUCAAGUUUGGUAGAGUAUGUAUAAUAAUCCUUUAUAAUAUAAAACUUAUGAUUCUUCCCAUAAAACAACCAGCACUUUUUCUAGCAUUGAAAUUUCAUUCUUCCAUUAGGGCACAGGCAUAUUCAGUUUAUAUUGCUUCAUUAGCUUUGUGUGUCUAUGUGUGAUCUGCACUGGGUACGUUAAGUCCAUGUAUAACAGAAAGAAACAGAAAUAAAACUUCAAUGGCAUAAUCAAAAUUAAAUGUUUUCAAACCUAUAAGUAUUAUUCCAAUUCAUAUGAACUCAAAUAGCUGAUUUGGUGUCUCUGUUGAAAUACCACACGGGAAGCUUAGACCAUUCUCUAAGUCAUUUGUUGAGCAAACUUCUG
Messenger RNA from Lynx canadensis (Canada lynx), 2705 nucleotides. RefSeq names its product L-lactate dehydrogenase C chain. The record is from RefSeq and is a predicted model, not a curated record. Gene Ontology annotation, molecular function: L-lactate dehydrogenase (NAD+) activity. Bases 1014 to 2078 code for a protein of 354 amino acids. The transcript is spliced from 7 exons. Gene Ontology annotation, cellular component: cytoplasm. NCBI's taxonomy places the organism in Eukaryota, Metazoa, Chordata, Mammalia, Carnivora, Felidae. Gene Ontology annotation, biological process: carboxylic acid metabolic process.